AUGGGCCCCCGUACCGCCUCCUCAUGCUGCUGCCAGGCCCGUAUCUGCCAUGGGCCCCCGUACCGCCUCCUCAUGCUGCUGCCAGGUCCAGAGUGUCUCAUGGGUCCCUGUACGGCCUCCCAUUGCUGCUGUCUCCAUCGCCACACUCUGCCAUGUGCCACUUUCAGGUCUCCUCACACUGCUGGUGGGUUCCAUUUUGUCAUAGGGUGCAUAGGGUGCCAGGCAGAUUACGGGCCUCCCAUUGCUGCUGCUGCCAGGUCCAGGCCCGUACGGCCCUCCCAUUGCUGCCAUGUCAUGGGCCCCCGUACCGCCUCCUCAUGCUGCUGCCAGGUCCAGAGUCUCUCAUGGGUCCCUGUACGGCCUCCCAUUGCUGCUGUCUCCAUCGCCACACUCUGCCAUGUGCCACUUUCAGGUCUCCUCACACUGCUGGUGGGUUCCAUUUUGUCAUAGGGUGCUG
Molecule: messenger RNA, 457 nt
Organism: Staurois parvus
Lineage: Eukaryota; Metazoa; Chordata; Amphibia; Anura; Ranidae
Source: the annotation of a GenBank genome assembly